GUGGAGUAUAAAUUGGCUGCUUCUCAAGGCGGUGUCUAUUCACUCUCCAAGGGAACCAGCUCCUGGUGCUGAUUUGAGCCCCAGCUGACACCAUGUGUGACGACGAUGAGACCACCGCUCUUGUGUGUGAUAAUGGCUCCGGCCUGGUGAAGGCUGGCUUUGCCGGAGAUGAUGCGCCUCGCGCUGUCUUCCCCUCCAUCGUUGGUCGUCCUCGCCAUCAGGGUGUCAUGGUAGGUAUGGGACAGAAAGACUCCUAUGUGGGUGAUGAGGCCCAGAGCAAGAGAGGUAUCCUGACCUUGAAGUACCCAAUUGAGCAUGGUAUUAUCACCAACUGGGAUGAUAUGGAGAAGAUCUGGCACCACACCUUUUACAAUGAGCUGCGUGUGGCCCCCGAGGAACAUCCCACCCUUCUCACUGAGGCUCCUCUUAACCCCAAGGCCAACAGAGAGAAGAUGACACAGAUCAUGUUUGAGACCUUCAACGUUCCUGCCAUGUAUGUGGCCAUCCAGGCUGUGCUGUCACUGUACGCCUCUGGUCGUACCACUGGUAUUGUGCUGGACUCUGGAGAUGGUGUGACCCACAAUGUCCCCAUCUACGAGGGCUACGCUCUUCCCCACGCCAUUAUGCGUCUGGAUCUAGCCGGUCGCGACCUGACCGACUACCUGAUGAAGAUCCUGACUGAGCGUGGCUACUCUUUUGUGACCACUGCUGAGCGUGAGAUUGUGCGAGAUAUCAAGGAGAAGCUGUGCUACGUCGCUCUGGACUUUGAGAAUGAAAUGGCCACUGCUGCUUCCUCCUCUUCUCUGGAGAAAUCCUACGAGUUGCCUGAUGGCCAGGUCAUCACUAUCGGGAAUGAACGUUUCCGUUGCCCCGAGACCCUCUUCCAGCCUUCUUUCAUUGGUAUGGAGUCUGCUGGUAUCCAUGAGACCACAUACAACAGCAUCAUGAAGUGUGACAUCGACAUCCGUAAGGACUUGUACGCCAACAACGUCCUGUCUGGUGGCACCACCAUGUACCCAGGUAUCGCUGAUCGUAUGCAGAAGGAGAUCACAGCUCUGGCCCCCAGCACCAUGAAGAUCAAGAUCAUCGCUCCCCCUGAGCGCAAGUACUCCGUCUGGAUCGGUGGGUCCAUUCUGGCUUCCCUGUCCACCUUUCAGCAAAUGUGGAUCAGCAAGCAGGAAUACGAUGAGGCUGGCCCAUCCAUCGUCCACAGGAAGUGCUUCUAAGUGCCAGGGGACCCAUAUUACACUGAUUAUGGAUGCAAAAAACUGAAAUCCUCAACAUUACCUCCGCCUGUUAUGCAUGCAGGCAUUUUUGCCUGUAUUUUUCCUUGUACAGUAUGUUUACACCAAAAGUGCAAUUUGUUUGUAGUUUAUUUACUGGUUCAGAACAAAAUUUGUAUGUGAAUAUUUAUUGGUUUUUAAAUAAACAAUUUUCCUCCAGAA
This is a messenger RNA of Rhinichthys klamathensis goyatoka, 1445 nucleotides long. It is a transcript of the gene actc2, whose product is annotated as actin, alpha, cardiac muscle 2. The record is from RefSeq and is a predicted model, not a curated record. The transcript is spliced from 8 exons. Lineage: Eukaryota; Metazoa; Chordata; Actinopteri; Cypriniformes; Leuciscidae. Gene Ontology annotation, cellular component: sarcomere; actin filament. Bases 93 to 1226 code for a protein of 377 amino acids. Gene Ontology annotation, biological process: heart contraction; actin filament organization; actin-myosin filament sliding. Gene Ontology annotation, molecular function: myosin binding.